Molecule: messenger RNA, 774 nt
Organism: Odobenus rosmarus divergens (Pacific walrus)
Lineage: Eukaryota; Metazoa; Chordata; Mammalia; Carnivora; Odobenidae
Product: 60S ribosomal protein L7-like 1-like
Exons: 1
Coding region: 20-763 (247 amino acids)
Biological process (GO): maturation of LSU-rRNA from tricistronic rRNA transcript (SSU-rRNA, 5.8S rRNA, LSU-rRNA)
Cellular component (GO): cytosolic large ribosomal subunit
Molecular function (GO): RNA binding; structural constituent of ribosome
Source: RefSeq, a predicted model, not a curated record
UAGCCGCAGCUUCGGAAACAUGGCGGAGGAAGAGCAAAGAAAAAAGAUCCCAUUGGUUCCAGAAAAUCUCCUGAAAAAGAGGAAGGUUUAUCAGGCCCUUAAAGCCACUCAAGCAAAGCAGGCACUUUUGGACAAGAGGGAGCAGAAGAAAGGAAAACAGCUCAAGUUUAAGCGACUGAAAUGGUUUCUACAUGACUCCUGGCGGCAGCAAUGUGACAGGGUGCGCCUCAGACGACUAGAAGUGAAACCUCGUGGCCUGGAAGUGCCAGAUAAACAUUCCUUGGCCUUUGUUGUCCGCAUCCAAAGGAUUAAUGGGGUGAGUUCACUGGUGCAGAGGACCAUUGCACGGCUUCGCCUGAAGAAGAUUUUCAGUGGUGUCUUUUUCAGAGUGACCCCCCAGACCAUAAAAACGCUGCGUGUAGUGGAACCUUAUGUGACCUGGGGAUUUCCAAAUCUGAAGUCUGUCCGGGAACUCAUCUUGAAACGUGGACAAGCCAAGGUCAAGAAUAAAACCAUCCCUUUGACGGACAACACAGUGAUUGAGGAGCACCUGGGGAAGUAUGGUGUUAUUUGCUUUGAAGACCUCAUUCAUGAAAUCGCCUUUCCGGGGAAGAAUUUCCAGGAGAUCUCUGCGUUCUUACGUCCUUUCCAUCUCUCAGUGGCCCGUCAUGCUACCAAGAAUAGAGUGGGUUUCCUCAAGGAGGUGGGCUUACCUGGCUAUCGAGGUGAACGCAUCAAUCAGCUCAUUCGGCAGCUGAAUUAAACCCAGAAACU